Messenger RNA from Ophidiomyces ophidiicola, 3459 nucleotides. RefSeq lists its product as uncharacterized. NCBI's taxonomy places the organism in Eukaryota, Fungi, Ascomycota, Eurotiomycetes, Onygenales, Onygenaceae. The record is from RefSeq and is a predicted model, not a curated record. The transcript has a single exon. The coding region runs from base 1 to 3459 and encodes 1152 amino acids. Gene Ontology annotation, molecular function: protein binding.
AUGGCCCCUGAGGCGCCGCAGUUACCGACAAAAUUCCCUUGUUGGUGCAGAGCCGUGUAUUCGUGGGGUGGGGAGACAAAACGCGACCUGGGCUUUGUGGAAGGUGACCUGAUCGAGUGUCUCAAUGCCGGGGAUGGGUCGUGGUGGACAGGCCGGUUGAAGCGCGACAGGAGAAUGGUCGGAGUGUUCCCAUCCAACUUUGUAAAAGUUCUGGACGAGAGCUUUGUUCCUUGUAGCCGUUCUGUCAGUCCCUUGCCGCUGAGCGCACAAGUCACCCCGUCGAACUCACUCACCGGCCCCAAAAAGCGGAAGACGGUAUUUAGAAAGCCAUUCCAGGGAUAUAAGGAAGUCAUCGGACCAUCUGGCACGCUGAGCCGACAGAAUACGCCCGCUGCUGAACCCUCGAUAACGACGCCCGUAUCCCAGAAUCAAACUCCUACGCGCCGUGACCCGGACCGUACGCCAACGAUAAGACGGAAUGCAGCUCCCGCCCGCUCUCCAACGCGGGCACUCUCGCCCGCUCCGCCCCCACCAAUGGCUGAAGCCCCGGACUCUCCGCCACCACCUCCGCCGCCCCCGCACCGGAUUCUACAUAGACGCUCCGUGUCUCCUCAGCCGCCUCGCCAUGAUCAGAUGCCAGGCAGCUAUCCCCCAAGAACUCCCUCUCCCUGCCCACAUUCCCCAAUGCACGGCAAUACGCCGUCGCCUUUAAGGGAUGCCAUAGAAGACGUAAUGUCUUCGCUCCACGAUAUGAGCCUGCAUCGUGGGCCCCCAUCACCAGAACCUCCACGCAGUCACUCGCCGUUUCAUUCCUGGUCCACCGACUCCUUUACUCGACUGCAGGGAAAUGAUGUUGAAGAUAGACGCGGCCGACAGCUAACUUCAGGAAAUGGCGGGCAGAAUGAAUUGCAUAAUGAUGACAUGUCUUACCAGCACGAUACCCUCACUCGUUACCAUGAUGGCCCGCCUCAACUUAGCAACUAUGUCGAAAGAAUGGAAAGUCGAUUGCGACAAUUACAUGCGCAGGAGAACAAGGACCGUGACGAGCUUCAUCUUCCUCCACCCACCCCCCCAAACCACGAUUCUUAUGAGCACGACAGCCUUCGUUCACUGCGUCAGCGCUCGAUACGAAUUCGAAAAUCCAUUGGUGAACUCAAUCAUGCUUACCUGAGUCGCACUUACACUACAAAGUCAAUUGCAACCAAUUCAUCUAGCGGCAUCCAAAGUAUUGCGACAAACAGCACAACUAGUACGGGGCUAACAAGCCAGAGUGUAAUGAGUGGCGCAUCUGCUGGAGGAUUCAGUGCUACAAGUGCCGCAAGCUUUGCACGGCGCUCCAAAGGGUACAGCAUAUUAAAUAAGCCUGAAAGUCCGGUUCACCGUCCUCAAUCCCGGGGAACGUACGGCCACGAGAGAGAAGGCUCGAUGUAUAGUAGGCCACAGACGCCCUUGACUGGAAUAUCUUAUCAUUCAAGCCAUAAUUCCUCCCGUCAAGGAGCUACGUCUGCCUUGGGAUGGUCCGAGUUUCAAAAAGCAGAUUCGCCUGGUGUUUUAGGAGGGCUAGCAACCCCGAAAUCAAAAAAGUCGGGGUUUUUGAAGAAAAUUCUCGAGUCAGCAAAAACCGGGGCGGCUACCGCAAGAAGCAAUAUCGCCGCAGCCCAGGGUUCCCGUCCCUCUUCCCCAACGAAAAGUCUUCUUCAAGGUGGUAUUGCCUCUCUUUCUCCUACUCGAUACGGGAAAGAUGCCUCGAAGGAUAUGGGAAUUGGUGGUCAUGACUGGGUCCAGGUACGAAGAGACGUUAAUCGUGCCACUACUCCCAGUAGGAAUGAGCUUCUUGAAAGAGCAGAGCGUUGUGAGAUGCUGGACUUUGCCGUUAUUGCUCCAAUACAGGAAUUUUACGACAGUGCCGAAGGGGACGAGGGCAUCGAUGGCCUUCCAAUAGCCGACCCAACGAAUUGGAAUACAGUAAAUUUGCAGCUUGUCGAUAAAAGUGCUCGGUUCAUUACCAGCUUGCCACCAAUGAUGAAUCCAACGAGCCUUGCCCAAGGAUACGUUUGCCGACCAUAUCGGAGCGAUGCCCAGCGACUACGUGCCAUUUUUACUUGGGUCAGCGAAAAGAUUGCGUGGGACGAUGAUCUAGAUGGCGAGGUCGAUCUGAGAAGAGUCAUCUUAAUGAAACGAGGGUGCCCCCAGGAGGUUGCCGUCUUAGUGUUUGAAAUGUGUUCCUCAGUUGGUCUUCAUGCCGAGGUGAUUAGGGGGUAUUUAAAGACGCCUGGUGAAGCUGUUGAUUUUGAUUGCCUCUCGAGACCCAACCAUUGGUGGAAUGCAGUCCUAAUCGAUGGAGAAUGGCGAACCAUGGACUGUUCAUUGUCGAGCCCGACACAUCCGCGAAGAUCACUUUACUCUGGUGCAAACCCACAAGCUGCUGACAGUUGGUACUUUUUAACUCGCCCUAUGGAAAUUUGCUAUACACAUGUCCCAAUGGCAGCCGAACAGCAACACAUUUGCCCACCUAUCAAUCCUGACAUUUUGCUUUCCCUGCCAGUUGCGUGCCCAUCAUUUUUCAAAAACGACCUACACAUUCCAAAGUAUGAUACUAGUUUGAUACAUAUCACCGGGCUAGAAACUGUGCAAAUUCGCAUCCACGUUCCACAUGACGUGGAGUGUGUUGCGGAGGUCGAGGCAAUUAGUUUUGCGCACGAUGCAGAUGGUGAUCGUUUUGAGAGUGGAGAUGUGGUUAGGAAGCGAGCUUUGGCCCAGGCUGAUUGGUUCCAUGAGCAGAAGAGAUUCACGAUCAAAGCGGUUUUACCUGGUGACGAGGGACAGGGUGUAUUGAAGGUGUAUGCUGGCAAGAAAGGCCUCAUGCACUCUUCGAAAGACAUUCCUCAUCCAUUGGCUUUCGCUAUUCCGAUACUUCAUACUGGAGACAACCCUCCUUUUGAGUUCGUCCUUCGGCAUCCAACACCUCACGCACAACGCCAUGACCUAUACGUGAUUCAGCCGCAAUGUGCUCGGCUAGCCAUCAAUAAUACUUUCGUCUUUGCGGUUCGCCAGCAUCCAGCGUAUUCAUCAUCAUCGACAUCAAGUUUCAGCGAAGUGAGCGGAAGAUUGUCUCCAAACCCGUUUGCCCGGCCUUCAAGUUCGCUUAGUAUGGUAUCGUCCAUAGCCACCGCCUCAAAUGCGUCGUCCGCCUCCGUAAACAGUAAGAGUAAUGGUUCCCGUGAAAAGCCGGCAAAACUGGCGAUACAAACUCCGUCCGGCAAAAUAUUACGAUUGACGAGAAAAGCAGAUCAUAUGAUAACAAUGAAUACGGCCUCUGAGUGGAUUGAUGAUGGAGUAGCUGAUGGGAGCGUUUGGGAGACGGUUAUUAAAGUUAGUGAGCGAGGCGUUUGGAGAGGACUGGUCCUUGCAGAUCGGAGUGCUAGAUGGUGUGUUUGGGCAGAAUGGGAGUGCAUCUGA